Molecule: messenger RNA, 786 nt
Organism: Morchella sextelata
Lineage: Eukaryota; Fungi; Ascomycota; Pezizomycetes; Pezizales; Morchellaceae
Exons: 1
Coding region: 1-786 (261 amino acids)
Source: RefSeq, a predicted model, not a curated record
AUGUCAGAACGUUUGCCGAACUCAUGGACCGAUUUCCUUAGUAACGAAGCGCCUAUCGAUGAAUUCAUCCCCAAUAUAUUCCAUGAAAUGGAUGACAUCGACAUUCUGUUACACUAUUCACCGAUACAAUCAAGCACCGGUUCUUCAAUCGAUUAUCCGCCCUUUGGCUACUCAUCCCGUUCAUCAUCGGCUCUAUUUCAAGAGAUCGGUACACAUCCGCUUACGAACUCGCCCCAUACCUCUAUCCAGGACUGGCCCUAUACCUCUAUCCAGGACUCGCCCCGUACCUCUAUCCAGGACUCGCCCCGUACCUCUAUUCAGGACUCGCCCCCUGGGCUUGAGCAUUUUACACCCGGCUCCUCCCCCCCUCCACCAGUCCCUGCUAUCUCCAACGACUCCCAUCUCAGCCUCAAGUACCGUUGCAAUAUUCGCGGCUGCCGAAACCGUUCAGGGUUCACAAGCCUGAAAUCACGUCUAGUACACGCUCGAAAAGUCCACAAAACCCACUUUUUCUGCAGUUGCCCGGAAUGUCCAUGGGUGCACACGUACAGAAGUUUCCCAACUAAGGAGGCUUUGGAUGAACAUUGGCGGGUGUCUCAUCCGAACGUGAACCAUUUCAGAUGCUCAGAGUGUUCAUAUACGACUGAUAACGUAACAAACAUCCAACUGAAACAUCUUAACGUGCAUUUUAAAGAGGAGGGCGAUAUAUCAGAAGCAAUGGUGAGGAUUCGGCAAGAGAAGGAGGCAAGACGUGGACGGCGCAGGGGACAGACUGAGAGCGAUUAA